AUGUGGGUCAUCUUGACCAUGGCAAGUGCAGUUCACUGGUUCCGAAAGGGUCUGCGCUUGCACGACAACCCUGCCCUGCUUGAUGCGGUGCAAAAUCCCACCACAACGUACGUGUUGCCAGUAUUCUGCCUUGACCCGAUAUUCCUGCGACCCGAGACUGUGGGCGUGAACCGCAUGAACUUUCUGCUAGAGUGCUUACAGGAUCUGGACCAGCAACUUCGCAAGCUGCACUCUAGACUGUUUGUGCUUCGGGGCAAUCCGCUGGAGCAACUACCCGUCUUUUUCCGAAAGUAUCAUACGCGCUUGCUGACGUUCGAGUUCGACACAGAGCCGUAUGCGAAGCAGCGAGACACACAGGUUCGGCGACUCUGUGCCGAGCUGGGCAUCGAGGUGCGCACUCGUGCGACGCACACGCUCUACGAUCCCGAGGAUAUUCGACGUGAACUCGGAGAUCGUCCCACACCGCUUACCUACAAAAGCUUCUACGCGUUCGUAACGGAGCGUCUGGGCCAGCCGAUGAGUGCGCUGGACGCACCCGCGCCUGCGAGCGGUUUCCAAACACCCGAUGUGGACCUGGACACCUACACCGUUCCGUCGCUUUCGGAGCUGGAGGCGUAUCAGGGCCUCGAAGUGGAGACACCUUUCCGCGGUGGCGAGACUGAAGCACUCAGGCGCAUGGAGAACUUUUUACGAGAACGGGCGGAUGAAGUUCGCUCGUUCGCGAAACCCGCGACAUCGCCAACGGCAUGGCCAGUAGCAUCCACGACGCAACUGUCGCCGUACUUCAAGUUCGGCUGCCUAUCGCCGCGGCUCUUUGUCGAGCGCGUCCGCUCACUACGACCGCUCCAGCAACCACCGGUCUCUCUGAUUGGACAGAUCUGGUGGCGGGAAUUCUUCACAUACGUCGCCUAUGUGACGCCGCACUUUCAUCAAAUGCAGGGGAAUCCUAUCUGUCGACAGAUACCGUGGCGAGAAGCUGCAGAUGAUGCACGCUAUAGGGCGUGGGAGGAGGCUCGAACCGGAUACCCCUGGAUCGAUGCUUGCAUGGUGCAGCUGCGACAGGAGGGCUGGCUGCACCAUCUCGCACGACACGCUGUCGCUUGUUUCCUGACACGGGGUGACCUCUGGGUCAGCUGGGAACGAGGUCGUGAGACCUUUGAUCGUCUGUUGGUAGACGCCGACUACAGUCUGAACAAUGCAAAUUGGUUAUGGUUGUCAAGCUCAGCAUUUUUUCAUCAGUACUAUCGCGUCUAUUCUCCGAUCAGUUUCCCCCAAAAGUACGAUCCAAAUGGUGAAUAUGUGCGACAUUUUCUGCCAGUGUUGAAGGAGAUGCCGUCAAAAUACAUUUACACCCCGUGGUUAGCACCAGUUGUGGUGCAGAAAAAGGCCAAAUGCAUCAUUGGUGAGGACUAUCCGCAUCCGAUCGUGGAUCAUGCAGUCGUUAUGCGAGAGAAUAUGAGGCGCAUGCGCGAGGCACUUGACGCGGGCGCUCCGCAGCGUGUUCCGAAGCGGCCACGACGCGAUGCCAACGAAGCAUCGUCAUCGUCAUCGUCGUCAUAG
Cyanidioschyzon merolae strain 10D is the source of this 1560-nucleotide messenger RNA. Its product is annotated as 6-4 photolyase. Gene Ontology annotation, biological process: circadian regulation of gene expression; entrainment of circadian clock by photoperiod. The transcript has a single exon. The record is from RefSeq and is a predicted model, not a curated record. Gene Ontology annotation, molecular function: DNA binding; FAD binding. Lineage: Eukaryota; Rhodophyta; Bangiophyceae; Cyanidiales; Cyanidiaceae. Gene Ontology annotation, cellular component: nucleus; cytoplasm. Bases 1 to 1560 code for a protein of 519 amino acids.